Molecule: messenger RNA, 7283 nt
Organism: Betta splendens (Siamese fighting fish)
Lineage: Eukaryota; Metazoa; Chordata; Actinopteri; Anabantiformes; Osphronemidae
Gene: dlc1
Product: DLC1 Rho GTPase activating protein
Exons: 18
Coding region: 245-5803 (1852 amino acids)
Biological process (GO): signal transduction; actin cytoskeleton organization; regulation of Rho protein signal transduction
Cellular component (GO): focal adhesion; membrane raft
Molecular function (GO): lipid binding; GTPase activator activity; protein binding
Source: RefSeq, a predicted model, not a curated record
AGCAGAAGCCCUAAUGUGAUCAAGAUGGAAGUAGUCUAUGGACUCCUACGUGCUCCCCGGCUUUCUGCUUGUCUUUGGGGCUUUGCUGCUUUUCAACAGCUGUACAGUGACGAUUCUGACUGAAGUUAAGGAAAUGGCUCGUAAAGACCUGGACUAUCCACUGCUUACAAGGAAAACUGGAUGUCAAAACUGAUUCUCGCCUGGUGUCAAAAGCAGCUCUAUGGGAUAGCGCUGGCUGCCCACCAUGCCGGUAGCCAUACGGAAAAGAAGUUGGGAGGAGCAUGUGACUCACCCGUCAGGAUUACAGUAUAGCUAUGAUGACCUGGAUUUGGUGUGUUUUCAUGGAGUUGACGGCCAAGGACCUUGGAUGGCAGCUGGAGCUUCUAAACCAGGACGACAAGCGAGGUGUGCCUCUAUGCCAGAAGGCUGCCAUCAGCUGCCCACAGACGACCUGGCUCAGACACUUAAGGUGACAGCUUCUCUUGAGAAUGGCAAAACUGAAUCGGAAAAAAAUGAAAAGGUUUCACUGGACUUGCAAGAGGAAUCAGUUCAUUUCCCUCAUAAUAUGGUGGAUGUAAACACAUCCCAGACUGCAAACGCAGGGAAUUUUCAAGAUAAUACCUCAAACAGUGUGAGUCCUACCACAAAUAUUUCUUGUGCAACUUAUAUCAGCUCUAACGGCGUCAAAAAUAUCAACCGUGAAGGUGAAGUCGGCACACAGAACACACAGAGUCACGACAUCUGCAGCGAGGGUAAUGCCUUUAAAAGUCCACAUAUCUCUCAUGAAGUGCAACAAUGCAUCUCUAUCUCGUCACACAAUGGGCUUCCACUGUCUGAAUCUGCUGGUGAACAGCCUGGCAAAAUUCCAGAUCAUCAGGAAACAAAGGAGAGCCAUACAGAGGGUUACAGCAGGCCUCCUGAAAUCUCUGGGGCCACACUAGAUUCAUCUUUUGCUUUUGAACUGGAACCUCAACUUGACAUCCCACAGGAUGAAAAUAAGGUUUUACCUUCUGACCAUACUGAUGCAAAUGUACCUUUACUAGUUGGUGUGCCGCACAGUUCAGAAAUGGAGGCUGGUGAUAGGACGUCAUCGGACCGCAAAAGUGUUGAGCCAGUUGUGACCUUAGUGUUAGACGAAGGAUGUACCAGCGGACUUACUGAAAAUACCAGUACAGAUUUUUCUGACAAGCUGGGUGGAUUGAAUUAUCUGGAAAUGCCUAAUGAAAAAAUAAGUCAUCACUCAAGAGAUAUUCAAGGAGGAACUGAAGAGGGCUGCAUGGUAUUGGAUCAGAUCUCUGGUGGUGAAAUGAUGUGUCCAACAUUGUUGGAACAGCCUCAUUUUGAAGAGACGGGAAUGGCCAGGCCUCAGGAAGAGGAAACUACUCGAGUAGAAAGUAGCAAGAAUUCUGCAGAUGUCAGGUAUGGGACAGUCACAUCAUCUGAUAUUGCUGUUAAACGUCAGUGUUGCACUGUAACAGUUAACAUCAAUAUGGUAUCGGUACAAGCGGAGACUGAAAAUUCUGAUAAAGACCUUACAAAGACUGAGAGUGUGCGAAGGAUGACCACUCCAAUUCAACCAAUGAAAGACACGGAUCAAAGCUUACCGACCAGUAAGUUGGUGUCAAGUAAGGAUCAAAACAUAGCUCAGCAAUUGGAAAUUAGCUGUUUAAAACUGGAUAAUAUGCAUGAGGUUAGCCAUGUUGAGCCAUGUGACAACACAGACCUGGAACCUGGAAAGAUUACUGCACCAGAUCUCACGCAAAAUUCAGCUGCCGAGCACUCCUGUGUGAAAGAUACACAUGCGUGUACUAACCAACACACCCAAGACCUGCUAGCGUGCCCUGCAAAGCUGAAGGAUGAGCUCUCACCAGACCUGCUCCAUGGCAACCAGUCCUGUGACCAUUACCUCCAUGAGUCACCUGCCUCUGAGGUGGCAGAUGGUCGGAGGGAACACCACAGAAUGGAAGACGCCGAUGACGCAGUUUUACAUGGAUCGAAUGAACCCGGGGAUCUGAAAAACGACAACUUGGUUAAGGUGCGCAUGAGAAAGCGUGAACAUGCUCGACUGGACUCGAUGGUGUUGCUUCUGAUGAAGCUGGAUCAGUUGGACCAGGAGAUUGAGAACGCGCUCAGCGCUACCUCCUCAAUGGACAGCACCCCCAUCCUCCAUCGAAGACAACUCCAUGAAGUGGAUUUAGGAUCUGUGCCAGCAGCACUAGAAAACACUCCUCAUCCCCAGCCUGUUCCUGGUGCCAUCCCUGUAGGAGCCGCACCGGUCCUUGGAGCGAAACCUAAAAGUGGAUCGACCUUGAUUCCUGACAAGGAAAACGCAGAGAUCGAAGCCAAAGAGGCCUGCACCUGGCUCAGAGCAGCAGGGUUUCCACAGUACGCCCAACUCUACGAAGAUGCCCAGUUCCCCAUCGACAUCUCCUCAGUCACCAGAGACCAUGAUUUCCUCCAUCGGGAUGCUAUUGAGGCUCUCUGCAGGAGACUGAACACCCUCAACAAGUGUGCUCUAAUGAGACUGGAGAUCUCACCACAAAGAAAACGAAGUGAGGACUCUGACGAGGAUGAACCGUGUGCCAUCAGUGGCCGCUGGACCUUCCAGAGAGACAGCAAGCGUUGGUCUCGUAUGGAGGAGCUGGAGGUUUUCUCCUCACUGCCAAUGGAUGCUGCACAGUCACUGUUACCAGUUGAUCAUGUGUCCCAGAAGGGCAAGCGUGUCCUACGUGAGGGUAAUAGUUCAGAGAGCGUGUUGACCGACCUCAGCGAGCAGCCUGAAGUGGGCUCCAUCCACAGCAGUGGGAGCGGAGGAAGAGGAGAGGAGAAGAUCCGUGGCGCUGCCCUGGCCAACGAGGCUGCACCUGCAGGUGCCACUCGUGCCAGCUCUGUUGCGAGCAUGUGCUCGUCCUCGGGCACAGGUGGGUCAGGAUGCGCCAAUGAAGACUCCUUGUCCGAUGGGUUGCCUCCAUCGCCCCUCGAGACACUUGGACAGUUCACGUUUGAUGUGAAAACAGCGAUGGCGGGGCUCGGUGGAAGCCUGGACAGAGGGGGCGGCAGUGGCAAGAGCACACGCUCACGAGCUAAAAGUUUCUUGAAGAGGAUGGAGAGUCUUCGAGUGCGCAGUGGCUCCUCCUCCAAGAAAAAGAAGAAGGGGAGCACCAGCGGAGGGAAGAUAGAAAUCAGUGGCCCUGUCAUUAAAGAGGGUCUAGACGAUGACAAGUUAAAAAGGCUCAACUGUGUAGACAUCUCAAGUAUGAACCUUAACCAUAACCUCAAUCACCACCGCAGUCCCACGCAAACCAUGACGCUCAACCGCAAUCGCUCCGUAUCUUACUCUACUCAGACCAGCAACGGCAGCACUGGGAGCACUGGGAGCAGCCACUCGGAAGCUAGCAGUGGGAGCGCGGUGAGCACCCCGAGCCCCGUGACUCGCGCCCGCAGCCACAGCACAGCAGCAGCCUCUAGUAAGAGGGGAGGCAUGUAUUUGGAGGGGUUUGAUCUUUUCAGCAUUCAGCAGCAAGCUUCAGAUCGCCAGCCGACACCUCCACCUAAGUCUGCCCCACCCAUCCCCUGCCACGCUGCUAAUGGGAUGACGGUCGAUGAGCAGAACCGCAGGAACAACUGCAGCGCUCGAGACAGUUGCAGGCAAGUGGAGGAAGAGGAGGAGGAGGAGGAAGACGAAAGCAUGAUCAUCUUCUACUUGCCGGAAGGGCACAAGCCGGGGACCUUUCCCAAAGCGCUGCGAGACAGCACUUCACGCAGUAAUGGAAACGAAAAUGGGAACUCGGUGACCCUCAGAGGACACCAAAGUAGACGGCAGCAUCGCAGCUCCUCGGGAUCUGUCGACAGCCGCCUCAGUUUUUACGACAACGUCCCCUACACCGAGCGGGGGGAGGAAGGUGAAGAGGAGGAAGGGGACGAGCACAAACUGGAGGAGGUGCUGCAGCGCGUUAGCGGCCUGCAGCGGUUUGUCAACGCCUGGUCUGAGGCUGUGGCUGGCGAGGAAGAGGAGGAGGAAGAGGAAGAGGGGGACUCGGAUUCGGCGUUGGACUCGGCCUCCCCGUGUCCGUCGUCUCCUCUGCAGAAUCGGCUGGAGGAGGCGGAAAACGGAAGUGACCAAGACAGCACGGGAAACCCGCUGGGCGAGGGCGAGGAGGGCAUGAGAGAGAGAAGAGAUUCUGGCGUCGGAGCAUCUCUGACCCGGACCAGCAGGCCACAGAAGCUUCGCUGGCCCAGCUUCCAGAACUCCCACCGGCCCAGCCUGGCCUCUGCCCAGCUCCAGAUUAGCUGCCAGUCUGUGCUGCAGAUGAACCUACUUCAGAAGCUCUCGCUGCUGCAGCUCACGGCUCUGCUGGAGAGGCACACCCCUACGAACAAGCAUGGCUUUAGCUGGGCGGUGCCAAAGUUUAUGAAGCGGAUUAAGGUGCGCGACUACAAAGACAGGAAUGUGUUCGGUGUGCCACUGCAAGUCAUCGUCCAGCGGACAGGCCAGCCCCUCCCUCAGGGAAUCCAGCAGGCCAUGCGCUACUUGCACAACCAGUGCUUGGACCAGGUGGGCCUUUUCAGGAAAUCUGGUGUUAAAUCCCGAAUUCAAGCUCUUCGCCAGAUGAACGAGGCGAGAGGCGCCGACGGGGGAGGCGUCAGCUACGAGGGCCAGUCGGCAUACGAUGUUGCCGACAUGCUGAAGCAGUACUUCAGAGACUUGCCAGAGCCCCUGCUCACCAGCAAGCUGUCCGAGACCUUUCUCCAGAUAUAUCAGUACAUGCCCAAAGAGCUGCGUCUGCAGGCGGCGCGCGCCGCCGUGCUGCUGCUGCCCGACGAGAACCGCGAGGCCCUGCGCACGCUGCUGUGCCUGCUGAGCGACGUGACGGCCAGCGUGGCCGAGAACCAGAUGACCCCCACCAACCUGGCCGUCUGCCUGGCCCCGUCGCUCUUCCACCUCAACACGCUGCGCCGCAAGGAGAGCUCGUCGCCGAGGGUGAUGAACAGGAAGCCGACUCUGGGGAAACCGGACCAGAGGGACCUGAACGAGAACCUGGCUGCCACUCAUGGCCUGGCACACAUGAUCCAGGAGUGCAGGAAACUCUUCCGGAUCCCAGAGGAGAUGAACCACUGCAGGAACUCCUAUGUGGAGCAGGCGCUGCUCCCACGGCGCCUGGAGGAGCUGGCGAGUGAAGAAGCUGGACAGAGAGGCUACAGGGCGUAUCUACAGGAGAGUCUGGAUGCCCUCCUCAAAGAGGCCAAGGAUAAAUUCAGAGGCUAUGACAGCUGCUCCACGCCUGAACAUGUCGAGCUGGCCUGUAAAAAGGUCCAUGAUGGGUUUCCGCUACGGCUGUGGAAGGUGACCGUGGAGGUGCCUGCCGCUCCCGAGGAGAUCCUGACCCGCAUUCUGCGGGAGCAGGCCCACUGGGACGAGGACCUGCUUGAGAGCAGAGUGCUGGAGACUCUGGACGAGAGGACUGAGGUGUAUCAGUUCGUCAGGAACACCAUGGCCCCGCAUCCCACCAGAGACCACGUGGUGCUCAGAACCUGGGUGACUGACCUGCCGAAGGGGGCGUGUGCACUCAUGUGUACCUCUGUGGACCAUGAGGGGGCCCCCGUGGUUGGUGUUCGAGCCAAUGUCCUUACCUCACGCUACUUUAUCGAGCCCUGCGGGUCCAACAAGUCUCGACUCACGCAUCUCUCCAGAGUCGACUGCAGGGGCCGUUUUCCGGAGUGGUACAACAAACUCUAUGGACACUUGUGUGCUGCUGAGGUGGCGCGGAUACAUGACUCAUUCACUGUGCCCAUGGACAAAUGAACAGCAGCGUGCAAUUACGGCAACGUCAUUGUCAACAGCUACUUUGAACUGCUAACUAUAAUUGGAUCCCACUGAGGACCUGCAGUGAGUCAUUCCGCCCGUUCCAUCCGAGAUGUAGGAGACAUCAAAGACUCUCUAUGCACACAUUCAAACAAACAAGCCAAGCCCGGAUCCUGGAUUGAAGGUCUUGGUUUGUUCUGAUUAUGUCAGCGUGUAAAACAUUUGCCAGUGUUGCCAUCUGAGGGCCAUUUUAUUGGAGCUGUGGAUGCGAUGCCAAUAGGACACAUGUCGCACAAACACUGAUCUGGGCCAAAGGACAUGAUGUCGCUAACGCAGGAUGGGAGGUUUAAACUUUAUCCUUUGGGUGCUAUUGCUUCUGAGAAGCGACGGGGGGGUCUGUAUGCAAAGCAACAAACAUUUUUCGCACUGGUCUAUGGUCACAACAUAAUGUGUAUGUACAGUAUUCUGUUCAGUGAUAGUGGCCCUCAGUUUCACCUCUGUCCUGUCUGAGGGAGAACAGAUAAAUAUUUAUGGCUGCCUGACUGAUGAGUCCAUGGGUGAAGAAAGACGUGAAUGUGCUGGUAGUUUGCAGAGUGCGUGGAGACAAUUGGUAGAAUGUGUAAGCUAGGGAUGUGGCUGGAGAGGGUUUUAGCGUUGCAGUAGAUGGAGCCAGUGACAGAUGCAUACGGUGGCUGGCUCACCUAAAUGAAAGACUUUUAUUUGCAAACCAAUAAUCUCAUAUCAUAUCCAGAAGAAGUUAUUUAGCUAGUGACAGCGUAAUCCAGUGAUAUAAAGCACACAAAGAUUCAACAAGUCUAGGUUAGAAGAAGUACCCUCCCCAUACUAAGCUUCUCCUCACCACUAAAAAGCAUCAGAGCACAGAACUGUUGUUUGCUGGACAUCACUUAAAAAAGGUUUCACGCUUGCUUUUAGGUUCACACAAAGAGAAAAAACAAUGCACUGUUGUGUCAGACGUCCUUUAAGAAGUAACGAGAUGUAAACAGCAAAAGGUCCUUUUAUAAAGGUGGACAUUUUACAGGUUUUACUGUAAGGACGAGGGCAGAUUGAAUGUCGUGUCGUUGUAAAGGAAGGAAAAACCUUUGUGUAAGCUUCUUGCUCUCUACUUUCCACUGUGGUUCAGAAGGCGUUGAUCCAUCCAUCAAUCCAUCCGUAACACUUGCAUCCAUGUUCAUUUUGAUUUGUGUGACUAAUUCACUAAGCCAUUGUUAAUAUCAUAAAUGUAUAACAGCGUCUCUGCCAAAUAAUAACACAUGGCAAUGACAGUUAAUUUAAAACAAAUAUAUUUAUACCUCAAAUAUAUGUUUGCUUUGUAUCAUACCAUUCUAUUGUAUUGUAUUGUAAAUGUUAAGCUUUGUGUUACAAAUGAACAAAUGUUUUAUCUUUUUUUAUUAAUAUUAUUUCUGUACAGCUUAAUCAAAGUGCACUAUUAAAUGUAUUAAAGUAAUGAGUGGGAUGGAGA